AUGGAUCAUUUUUCUGAAUUCACUGAGCCCGCGCACGCGUCGGAAACUACUCAACGAAAAUAUUCUGAUAAUUCUUCAUCUAGUGAAGUAAAAGGUGUUAUUCAAACGGAAUAUUCCGUGGAACAAUGUAUGCAAGCUAUCCAAAAUGCUAGAAAACCAAAACCUAUGACUACUUGCAAGAAUGAUGAGCAGCCGUAUUCCCCAUGCGAAGCUUUUCGUGUGUCUGAUGAAUCUUACUACAUUCGAUUGACCCGAAUUCGACGCGAAUUGGAGGAUUUAUGGGAUGAAGCAGAAUCUACUCAAGAGAAGCAAGAAGUAGAUAGUUUAUCGAAUUUACUAGAUAAACUAUGGAUGAAGAAGAUGUCUGGCGUUCAAAAGUCCUACUCUGCGGAUAUGGAUUCUGAGUCUGACCCGUAUGCUAGAUUGGGAACAUGUGAACUGUGUAAGCAGCCGUCUGUUAGAACGAAGCAAUCCCAAGGUAUUGAACCGGCUAUUCCCUUAAAGAUGGGAGAUUUGGAGUCUCGAAUAUCCACUUUAGAAGCUUGUAUAGGCGAUGCAAAAGAACCUUUGAGCAUGACGGUUGAAAGUUGCUUGGAAAAAUUACAAGCAUUUGAAAAGGAUCCUUUGUUGUAUGAAAAUAAGUUAUCUACUUGGGAGGAGAUACAGAAGCGUUUGCCGAAGGUAGGUAGUAAUGAUCAGGAACAAAAUGUUUAUGAAGGCAAUUCUUCAUCACCGUCGAGUUUUGUUCCCACUGGCUUACUAGAUGAGAAAGAGUAUGCAUUACUUUCUGAACUUCUUUUCGUACAUUUACAGGAUGCGGGAAAUUAUCAAGCCCUAGUACCUGCUCUACUUAAACGACUAAAGUCUUUGCAUAACUUACAUUUGGAUACAGCUGAAACAAUGAACCGCUGGAAAAACCUUGAAAACAUACUGGAAUCCACAGCCCAUUCGUUGAAUCAGUGGACUCAACUAUUAAAACACCUGGAAACAUCUUCGUUUCCUGAACAAAAUAUGGAAGAAAUUCAAACUCUUUCUAAACGUAUAGCUAACCUUGAAGAAUCUUGCAAGUAA
Schizosaccharomyces octosporus yFS286 is the source of this 1071-nucleotide messenger RNA. Its product is annotated as dynactin complex subunit. Lineage: Eukaryota; Fungi; Ascomycota; Schizosaccharomycetes; Schizosaccharomycetales; Schizosaccharomycetaceae. The coding region runs from base 1 to 1071 and encodes 356 amino acids. Gene Ontology annotation, biological process: mitotic spindle organization. The transcript is spliced from 2 exons. Gene Ontology annotation, cellular component: dynactin complex; cytoplasm. The record is from RefSeq and is a predicted model, not a curated record.